AUGAACGAUGCGCCGGCCAUCACGAACGUGAUGCUCAGAGAUGAUGAGAGAGUUGAAGAGGUAGAAGUUGAAUUUGACAGGCCUCCUGAUGCGCUGCUCGAGACAGAGCUAGUUGUUGCAAGACUAGUAGAAGAGCCACUGGUGCUAGAUGUUCCUGAGAUGGUGUUUGAGGCUAAAGGCGUUGUGGCCGAAGUACUUGUAGACAAACUUGCCGUAGCAGUGCUGGAAGAUGAAGUGCUGCUAAGUGAGCUUGUAGGCGAGGUGCUCAAAGAAGUAGUACUGGAGGAGGAUAUUGAAGUAGUUCCAGUUGAUGAGGACGAGGAGGUGGAUGUUGUGGAAGAUGAAGUCAGCGAUGGAGCCGAUGUUGACGUUGAAGAUGUAGAGGAGAGAGAUGUCGAAAAUAUUGUCGAAGAUGUUGUCGAGGCAGACGUAGGCGAGGUAGAAAUCACGGAGGUGGUAUCAGUCGAGGACGAGGAAGACGAGGAUGAGGUUUGUGUUGAAGAAGUGUCGGAUGUUGACGAAAAGGUGGAAGAUGAGGUAGACGUGGUACUAGACGUGGAAGUGUCGGAUGAGCUUGAUGUGAUAGAGGUAGAUGAGGAUGAGGGCGAGGUUGUGGUGGUGGAUGCUGAUGAACUAGACGAGAAAGAGGUAGGGCCUGUUGAAGAUGAUGUUGAUGACGAUGAAGUCAAUGAAGUGGAUGAGGUAGUGACGUUGAAAAACGAAGUCGACGAUGAAGACGAUGAAGACGAUGAAGACGAUGAAGACGAUGAAGACGAUGAAGACGAUGAAGACGAGGUAGAAGUGGUAGAGGUUGUCGUGCCAGCAAACAAGCCGAUAGGCACCGCCCUCGUGCCAUAUACAGAGUAUAAGAGCUGGUUACCCGUGUUUCCACCACAGUUUGCAGGAGGAGAACCCGCGGGCGGAACCUCGCCGCAGAUGUAG
Messenger RNA from Colletotrichum costaricense, 942 nucleotides. RefSeq lists its product as uncharacterized. Lineage: Eukaryota; Fungi; Ascomycota; Sordariomycetes; Glomerellales; Glomerellaceae. Bases 1 to 942 code for a protein of 313 amino acids. The record is from RefSeq and is a predicted model, not a curated record. The transcript has 2 exons.